Vidua macroura (Pin-tailed whydah) is the source of this 1364-nucleotide messenger RNA. It is a transcript of the gene NTF3, whose product is annotated as neurotrophin 3. Bases 190 to 1002 code for a protein of 270 amino acids. The transcript is spliced from 2 exons. The record is from RefSeq and is a predicted model, not a curated record. Lineage: Eukaryota; Metazoa; Chordata; Aves; Passeriformes; Viduidae. Gene Ontology annotation, molecular function: growth factor activity; nerve growth factor receptor binding. Gene Ontology annotation, biological process: nerve development; neuron projection morphogenesis; nerve growth factor signaling pathway.
GAGCCAUCUGGCUGAGCUGGUUUGUUAUAAUCGAGCAGAUUAUGUUCACGGGACUCAGAGUUUAAGGCUCCUCUCCCAUAGAGCAACUCUGCACAACCCAAGCAGACCAACUUUGGGACUUUGAAUGAACGUAUUUACAUCCACCUUUCUCUUCAUGUCGACUUUUCUGGAAACAUUCACACGGAUGCCAUGGUUACUCCUACCACGAUCUUACAGGUGAACAAGGUGAUGUCCAUCUUGUUUUAUGUGAUAUUUCUUGCUUACCUUCGUGGCAUCCAGUCUUCCAACAUGGAUCAAAGGAGUUUGCCAGAAGAUUCGAUAAAUUCUCUUAUUAUUAAACUCAUUCAGGCAGACAUUUUAAAAAACAAGCUUUCUAAGCAGAUGGUAGACAUUAAGGAAAACUAUCAAAACACGGUGCAGAAAACAGACACUCAGCAAGACAUGGACGGAGAGGAAAAUGUGAAAUCAGACUUCCAGCCAGUUAUCUCAGUGGAUACAGAUCUCUUGAGGCAGCAGAGACGCUACAACUCACCCCGAGUCCUCCUGAGUGACAACACGCCGCUGGAGCCGCCACCACUGUACCUCAUGGAGGAUUACAUUGGGAAUUCUGUGGUGGUGAACAGAACCUCCCGGCGGAAAAGGUACGCGGAGCACAGGGGCCACCGGGGGGAAUACUCCGUUUGCGACAGUGAAAGUUUGUGGGUCACGGACAAAUCCUCUGCCAUCGACAUCAGGGGACACCAGGUGACUGUUCUGGGAGAAAUUAAAACGGGCAACUCUCCGGUUAAGCAAUACUUUUACGAAACAAGGUGUAAAGAGGCCAAGCCUGUAAAAAACGGCUGCCGCGGCAUUGAUGACAAGCACUGGAACUCCCAAUGCAAGACAUCCCAAACUUAUGUCAGAGCACUGACUUCAGAAAACAACAAACUGGUGGGCUGGAGGUGGAUAAGGAUAGACACCUCCUGCGUGUGCGCCUUGUCCAGGAAAAUAGGAAGAACAUAGAUCUGCAUCUCUUUGCUAUAUAAAUUAUUACUUUAAAUUAUAUGAUAUGCAUGUAGCAUAUAAAUGUUUAUAUUGUUUUAUAUAUAUUAUAAGUUGACCUUAUUUAUUAAACUUCAGCAAAUCUACAGUAUAUAAGCUUUCUCUCUCAAUAAACAAGAGCAAAGGGUGUGUGCCUCUGCCGUGGCCAACUCCGGGGUUUUUUUAGACUAUGUUUGUGACACUGCUUGUCAGCAGCAUACCAUAACCUUCCUGUAAAAUCUGUAAAAUCAGUAUUUUUCAUUCAGUAUUGUCAAACCAGUGACUGUCAUUUAGUAAACUUGUUAAAAAUCAGAUCAAUGCCAAGAGUUGUGUACAUAUUUAUA